AAAUGACAGUGUGACUCGACAGACGCUGUUGUGGGCAGCAGCUAGCAUUAGUAAAAAAUGGAGAAAUACAGGAGGAAGACCGCAGAGGACCUAAUCAAACUGCUCGUACCACCUAAACCGUCAAGACGAUCGUCAGGCAGGCCAGUGGCACCAGCUGGAGCCAGUGUGUUAUCUUAUCAGGAGGGCAACUCCAAGCACCUGAGUGCAUUGUACGAUCCCAACUGUGCGGAUUCAUACUUUUAUCAGUGCUUCUCUAAUCCAUUAAAAAUUGGAGAAGGCUCAUAUGGUAUUGUAUACAAAGUGAUAAGCAAAGAGGAUGGUGUGACAUAUGCUGUGAAGAAGUUCAAGAAUAAGAUAAAUAGUGAGUCUCAGUGGAAGAAAUAUGCAAGAGAAAUAAGGAACCAUGAACUGAUUCCAUGCCAUGACAACAUUGUUAAGCUGUAUGUUGCUUGGCAAGAGGCAGAUUAUAUAUAUAUGCAGAUGGAGUGGUGCCAAGAAACUCUAGAACAUUUUGGUGUCAGAUGCUUCCCUAUUCCAGGGGAAACACUUUGGAGUAUUCUGUUAGAUGUAACACUGGGUUUGAAACACCUGCAUGACAAUGAUUUACUACACAUUGACAUCAAACUUGAAAAUAUAAUGAGAAGUUCUACAGGAUGUUGGAAAAUAGGCGAUUUUGGCCAUCUUAUUGACUUAUCCCAGGGACCAAUUAAAGAUGUAACAGAAGGUGAUGCAAAAUACCUUGCGCCUGAAUUGUUACUUAAUAACUGUCCUGUAACAAAGGCCGCCGACAUAUUCAGCUUAGGAAUAUGUUUCCUCGAGUUGUCAUGCAAUAUAUUGCUACCAUCACAAGGCGACUUAUGGCAUGAGCUCAGAGAAGGCAUAUUUCCUGUCGAAGAAGCUAAACAUUUGACUGCUGAAUUCUAUUGCCUAAUAAAAUCAAUGAUGCAUCCAAAUUUCAAAGAGCGUCCUAGUGUGAAUGAUAUUUUGCAUGCACCCAGCCUGAGGAAGUUGUACGAGAUGAAGACACCACGUCCAACAGUGAGUGCAACUCGAGGUAUGUCAUCGUGUCAUUUACAGAAGAAAUUGAGGACGUAUGCUUCCUGUGAUUCCAUCACUCGUAACGAAGCAAGUGAGGUGCAACAUGACACCUCAUAUGCAGCAACUGGAAGAAGACCACAGAAAAAGAAGGAAAGUAGCAGCCAAGAAUUUGCUGUCCUAUUUGAACACAAACUAACAAACUAAAAGCUGACUAUUUUAGUACAAUAUACUAGUGCUGUGGCUGUGAUUGAGAUACUGAAAGGAAAUCUAAUUUCUUACUCUUCUGAUGUGCAGUAUAAGAAACUUUUGUAACAUAAUAUGUUUGGGCAAUUUUGCCCAUUUUACCAUAUAAAAUGGAAGACUGUUCUGUAUAUAUAAGAUGUU
This is a messenger RNA of Schistocerca americana (American grasshopper), 1422 nucleotides long. Its product is annotated as membrane-associated tyrosine- and threonine-specific cdc2-inhibitory kinase. NCBI's taxonomy places the organism in Eukaryota, Metazoa, Arthropoda, Insecta, Orthoptera, Acrididae. The record is from RefSeq and is a predicted model, not a curated record. The coding region runs from base 58 to 1242 and encodes 394 amino acids. The transcript is spliced from 10 exons. Gene Ontology annotation, biological process: protein phosphorylation. Gene Ontology annotation, molecular function: protein kinase activity; ATP binding.